Biomphalaria glabrata is the source of this 3776-nucleotide messenger RNA. Its product is annotated as carnitine O-palmitoyltransferase 1, liver isoform-like. Gene Ontology annotation, cellular component: mitochondrion. Bases 560 to 2773 code for a protein of 737 amino acids. The transcript has 19 exons. Gene Ontology annotation, biological process: fatty acid metabolic process; carnitine metabolic process. The record is from RefSeq and is a predicted model, not a curated record. Gene Ontology annotation, molecular function: carnitine O-palmitoyltransferase activity. Lineage: Eukaryota; Metazoa; Mollusca; Gastropoda; Planorbidae.
UGUCUGCCAAAUAGGUAGUUCUAGGAGUUCCUGUCCUCAUAAGCACUCCCAACAUCGCUUAAUGAAGCUUAGGCUCAGACAGGACAUUAGGCUUAACAUCUACCAUUCCUAAGUAGAAAUAUGUUGACAAGGAACUCCAUAACAUCAACUAUGAAAGGUGACGUACUUUUUCAUUUGUUUUAAGAACUGAUAGAAAAGAAUGGACCACAAACAAUGCCUAUGUCCCUAAAAGCUAUGCAGUAAGAACCGCUGAGAUCUUUUAACACAAAACUGUGUGAUACAACAGAUAAACGGAUUCAUGUUAUCAAACUCUUUAUAUCACAGAUCCAAAUCUAUUUUUAGUUUGCUGGUACAUUAACAAAUUGUGUUUUGUUUUGGUUUACAAAUUGGCAAUAGUAGGCCUACUAACCAUGAUUACGAAAGAGAAUUUGUACUGAAACGUAACUCUAAUAUUGACUUCACUGGAAUCCAACACCGGAGUCCAGGACAUAGCCUACAGUGUGGCCUGAUCAGUCUAGAAUAUAUAGGUCUACAGUCAUCUGAGUUACAAUAAACAUAGAUGGAUAACAUUAAAUCUUGGAGCAACAAAGUCAAUGAUAUAAUAUGGCCUGGCUCUGUGCUCAAUGUUCUCGUGAUAGUCAGCUGUCUGUCAACUAUAAGGUUCAGCCACUUCUCGCUGUUGCACCCUCUCAAGCUGAAACUACAAGUCAUCGAAAGAGUAGUUCUACCAUCAAAUGAAUCUCUGGCAAUAAUCGCUGUAUUAGCAUCAUGUGGUAUCGUUCUGUUUGCAGUCAAUGUUCUUGUAAGAAGGCUGGCUCUACGAAUUCUUUUAGCACGAAGAUUUUGGAUGUAUGAAUUACCGAACCAAAAAUCUUUAGCCACGUGGGUGUGGGGUGUGAUAGUCAAGUCUUUGGGCGGAUGGAAGUUGUCAACAUACUGUUAUCAAAGCUGCCUGCCUUCAUUGCCUGUGCCACCAUUGGGAGAAACACUAAACCGAUUGAUUAUUUCCCUUCAGCCAUUGUAUGCAGAUGAUCCAGAGAAACUGAAGGAGCUUGAGGAGGAGGCAAAGACAUUUAAGAAAACUCUUGGGACAAAGGCUCAGGCUCUGCUGACCCUUCGCUCAUGGUAUAAGGAUAAUUACAUCGAUGAUUGGUGGGAAAAAUACAUUUACCUUAUGUCAAGAAGUCCGCUGGCCAAUAACAGUAAUUAUUAUAUAAUGGAUCAUUGCUACUGGACCCCUACUACUAAGGCUUGUGCCAGAGGUGCUAGCUCUCUUUAUCAAAUCCUAUGUGUACGUGAAAUGAUUCUGUCCGGGACAUUGGAACCUCUGACAAUCAGACAGACAGUGCCUGUAUGUAUGGAGCAAUACAGGAGAAUAUUUUCUACCACAAGGAUACCAGGGGAGGAAGUAGAUACUAUACAGACUUACCCUGCAAGCAAGUCACAACAUAUAAUAGUUAGCAGACGUGGAUUGUUGUACAGAGUAGAAAUUCUUGACAAGAAUGGCAACUUGAUUGGUCCUUGUGGAUUACAAAAGCUUUUGGAAUGGAUAGUUGAAGAUGCUGACCUUCAAUGCAUUAAUGUAUCAGAAUUUGAAAGAUCCAUCCCAGUGCUUACUUCAAUGGACAGAACUCAAUGGGCAAAAACAAGACAAGAAUUUUUCUCUGAUGGCAUCAAUAGAGAGUCUUUGAACUGUGUAGAAUCAGCCAUUUUAUUUUUAUUUUUGGAUACUGAAGCUUUCAGUGAUUUGUCUUCAAGAGCGUCUCACCUUAUCCAUGGCAGAGCUGGGCAGUUUUGGUUUGAUAAAUCUUUACAGUUGAUAGUAAUGGCAGAUGGACACAUGGGAUUGAAUUGUGAGCAUUCCUAUGCUGAUGCUCCUGUGGUAGCCCAUGUUAUAGAGUACAACUUUACGUAUGAGAUUUUAUCAGAACUUUAUGACUCAGAAGGGAAUUGCACUGACAUCCACAAAAAUGGAACCCAAGAAAAUCUGAAGUGUUCCCCAAGUUUACUGCAGUGGGAAGUCAAUUCUAAGUUGUCUUGUGUUAUAGAUAGUGCUUGCAAACUAGCAAAUAAGAAUAAUACAGAUCUUGACCUUUUGGUCUGUGAUCAUGAACAGUUUGGUAAGGGUGCCAUUAAAAAAUGUAAAAUGAGCCCUGAUGCCUUUAUCCAAAUGGCUGUUAUGACAACACAUAGAAAAUUAACUGGUCAAGCUGCUCUUGUAUAUGAGUCCUCCAUGACUAGACUGUAUAAAAAAGGCAGAACAGAAACAGUGCGCUCUCUAACUAAAGAAGCUAAUGACUUUAUUGUCAACUUUCUAAGCCCUGAAGUGUCUAAACAAGAAAAAAGACGUCUGCUCAGUAUAGCCUGUGAUAAACAUUCAGAUAUGUACAAGGAUGCAAUGAAUGGAAGAGGAAUUGACAGGCAUCUCUUUGCACUUUAUAUAGCCUGUCGGGGUUUAGGGAAGAAUCCUGAAUUUCUAAAGAAAUAUUUAUCAAUUCCUUGGACUUUGUCAACCAGCCAACAGCCUCAACAACAGAUUUCAUGGGCACCAUCAUGCACCGAUCUCAAGUUCAGUCAUCUCUUAUGUCCUGGAGGUGGCUUUGGCCCAGUAGUUCCCGAUGGUUAUGGCAUAUCUUACAUGGUACCUGGCGAUCAUCGAAUAUUCUUUCACGUCUCUUCUUGGAAAUCUUCAGAUGGAACCAACUCUGCCCAGUUCAUGCAAGCGCUCAUCGAAACUAUGAAAGAGCUUAAAGAUUUGUUUGCUGACAGCUGAAGAUACACAGUUGUUUAGAAUUUGAAUUAGUGUGAACCUUCUAGUAUACCAAUAAUUUCAGUAUGAAACACUGGACAAUACAUUAAUGCAGUUAGAAUGUACACUGCAAUGUGCUAUAUUACUUUUAAAAUGUUAUGGGAAAAAACUUAAAUCUGAAUUUAAAAAAAAAUAUUUCACUUACUAUGUUUGAAAUAACUAAAUAUUCUAACUAUAAAUGUUAUUUAUAAUUGUUUCAAGAAUUGAAAUAAAAUAAAAAUUAUGGUAGACCAAAUCAUAAGUCAUGCUAUGGGAUUUCUUCCCAUUUUCUAAUGGCUUUAUUAUGACAUUUCAUUUUUUGUUAUGAUGAUAGAUGAUGAACAAUUUAAAUAAAAGACUUUUUCAUUUUAAAUUAAAAUUUCUACUUUAAAAAAGAAUUUUGUGUGCAAUAAAUUUCUGAACAUUAUCUAUCUCAAAUAUUCAUCCUUUCUUCCGAGAUGUCAUUCCUAACUAUAUAAGGAGAACUUUAAUAUCUAGCAACCCCAAGCUAUGUUCUUCAUUGCAAUAAAUAACUUCAGAUUAAUAAUAGGAAACAAUUUCUAUAAAUACACUUUUUUUUUUACUAAGUGCAAGAAAUUUUUAAUUGCAAAUGUUUAGUUGUUUUUUUUUUUCAAAAAAUACAAAAAUGUAGGUCUUUUAGAAAGUGAAGUGAAUAAUGAAUUAGUUUUAAAUACCAUCAUGUCAUAUUUUUUUGUAAAUUCCAACAUGAAAUUUUUCCAGAAAAAUAGAUAUUUGGUACACAUCCAUUUUCAUUUCAUUGUAAAAUGCCAAAGACCAAAACUAAAUGUUGUGAUUGGUUUAGCAAAACAAUGUAUAUGUACAUCUCUGUGCAAGAUAUGACACAUUUCUUACCCAAUGUGGGUUUUUAUGUCAUUUAAAAUUGUUUCAUCUAAGAUUUACAGCCUGUCUGCUGUUCUUUGACUUACAGAAUUAUGUUACUCAUAUAACUUGUGUGCAAUACAAAUGC